This is a messenger RNA of Austrofundulus limnaeus, 1807 nucleotides long. RefSeq names its product family with sequence similarity 43 member B (gene fam43b). The record is from RefSeq and is a predicted model, not a curated record. Lineage: Eukaryota; Metazoa; Chordata; Actinopteri; Cyprinodontiformes; Rivulidae.
CUGACCUACCACUCCAUCCUCUCGUCGUUACUCCGCUCCUGUCCUGACUUGAUACCAAACUGCCCCUUUGACUGGGUGGGCAGCAUCUUUCAUACCAAACGACAAAAGGUGGAACUGAACAAAGAGGAGCCUGUUUACAGCGUGCGUUACCUCGGCAGCGUGGUCACCAUCACAGCAAAGGGAGAUGGUUGCACGCAGGAGGCAGUGGCCAAAAUCUGGGCGCGGAGCAACUACGGAGAACAAAGUGUGAAGAUGAGGUUAACGGUGGGGUCACAAGGCAUCCGAAUGAGCGCGGACAAAUCUGGGAAAAAGAAACCCAUCCAUUUGUACUCUCUGAACAGAAUCACCUACUGUGCAGCUGACCUCUGCCGGCCCAAAAUCCUGGCUUGGAUCUACAGACACCAGGUCAAGAACAUGGCCGUGGUGCUGCGGUGUCACGCCGUCCUGGUCGGCAAGUCGGAGAAGGCUCGAGCCAUUGCCCUCAGUCUGUACCAGAACGCCACCUCUGCCUUCAGUGAGUUUAAGRGGCUGAAGCGUCAGAGUGACUUCCGGCACUGCCAGCAGCAGCUGAUGGGUGAUGAAGCGGUGCCCCUGAUGCCACUGAGGAGGCUGCUGAACGGGCAGUGCCACUACAAACCGCCCGCUGAAAACCCCGGCAGCGCCACCCGACUGUGCUCCAUCACAGAGGAGGAGGAGGAGGAGGAGGAGGACAUCAGGGAUAGGAUUGAGGAGGAGGAAGAUGCUGUUAAGCUGCAGGACAAACAGCGGGUUUUGACAACAAACACAGACCCAACUCAGUUACUCUCCGAGCUGGACAUUGGGGAUAUUGCCCAACUGGAGCAGUGCCAAAUCAACUUCAUCAGCGACAGCAACAACAACAUGUUUACCUUUAUAACCUCUCUGGUGUGACGGAGGGYAAAUGGCCUCUUUCCAAACAGUAACACAUUCCUCUGUUUGCCCUCCUCUCAGGCUCCCCCAUCCCAUUCCAUAAUGUGAAGUGUUUACCAGAAACUUCCCCCUCCUCCGAGCGGUGCAGAAAAGACAGAUGGUCCUUCAGUGGAAGGAAGCGCUUUUCUUACAAAGAGUGCCGGUGAUGCACAGAACAGCGACAGCACAAUGACGAGUGAGGACAUCAGCGCUGACAUGUACCUCACAGACUGAUCCCAGCAGGAUGGGCUUACGGCCCAUUGCUCUUGUUUUCAGUGAAUAACAUGAAAGCUGUGUUUGCCAGCAGGGACUUAUUUUUGAAUCAACUUGUGAUUGUUUUUCAGGAAGGUUCUUUGUAAAUUUGUAUAUUUUUUACAAUCUGACAAUCAGUGAAAAAUCAGCAAAGACUGUGCUUUCUGAGAGCUCACAGCCGUGAGAUGUUUAUUCUGGUUCUAAUGAUCCGAGCCAACUAAAAAAAGGCUAUAAUUUAGGAGGUAAGCCAUUGUGGUUGUUUGUUARAGUCCUUACUUCUGCAUGCCCACCAACAACCUGUGCUUUUUUCUUCUGACAUUUUAGAUCCUUCAGCUUUUAUUAGAAACACUGUGAUAAAUGUCUGAGCAGGGAAAAAUACACAACUGUUUAUGAAGCACCUUUUGCAUUUUUUAAAAUAAAACUGUCAUUUUUCGUUUGAGUCAUGUUUGCRACGUUGCACCCCUUUUAGCCAAGUUUUUCUAGGAGCACUUGCAAAAAUGCCAAUAAAACCCUCCAGCUUUCUUAUCUGCGCUUCUUGUAUGUUACUGUUUCCAGAUGCAAUGUGUUUGCUAUAAGAUGAAGCUAUUAUUUUCUAAAUAUGAAUAAUAAAAGUUGCACUCACUUGGUU